Acanthosepion pharaonis is the source of this 717-nucleotide messenger RNA. The record is from the annotation of a GenBank genome assembly. Lineage: Eukaryota; Metazoa; Mollusca; Cephalopoda; Sepiida; Sepiidae.
AUGCCUUUACAAGGUCACAACCGAUGUCCAGUCGUUAUUACCGUGGACAUUAUUGCAAUUUUAUUUCUCCUUCAUUACUGUAGGUUUUUCUUUCUUUCUUUAUUGUUCUAUUUAUUUUUUUCUCCUCCUAACCAUUCUUUUUUCUAUCUGGUUAUUGUCUUCUUCUUCCUCCUUCUUCUCUUUAUCCCGCUCCGCGUCCUUUUAUCUUUUCCUCCUCCUCCUCCUCCCCCUCAUUCUUCUUCUUCUUCUUCUUCUUCUUCUUCUUCUUCUUCUUCUUCUUCUUCUUCUUCUUCUUCUUCUCAUUCCUUUUCCUCUUCUUCUUCUCGUCCUUUUAUCUCUUCAUUCUCAUUCUUCUUCUUCUUCUUCUUCUUCUUCUUCUUCUUCUCGUCUUUUUAUCUCUUCUUCCUUCUUAUUGUUCUUCGCAUUCCUCUUCUUUUUCUCGUCCUUUUAUCUCUUCCUUCUCAUUCUUCUUCUUCUUCUUCUUCGUCUUCUCUUCCUUUUAUCUCUUCUUCCUCCUCAUUGUUCUUCGCAUUCCUCCUCUUCUUCUUCUUUCCUCUUUUUCUUCUUCCUUUCUUCUUCUUCGCUUCAGUCUUUCCCCUCCUUUUACUUUUUUCUGAUUCUUCAUUUUUAUUCUCCUCCUUCUUUUCUUUCUUCCGUUUCUCCUCCUUUUUCUUCUUCUUCUUCUUCUUAUUAUUAUUAUUGUCCAUAUCAUCAUAA